UAUUUUUUAAUUUUAAAUUAACCAGUGAUUAAUGUGAACAUUAACUCAUCAAAUCAAUUUAAUCAUUUAAAAUUGUUGAUUAUCACUUGCUUUUUCCCGCCGUAACCAAAUAAAUACUCGUUACUUGUACUCGGAUUUUGUGGAUAUCUCUGAGUAUGAUGAAGAGAGUGAGAUGAACAGAUCAAAUCAGCCUGUGUGUUUCCAUCAAAUGAAAAAUUAUUAUUGACUAAUUAUUUUAUCGUGUAAAUUAUUAUUCUUAUUAUUUAUUACAUCAUACCUUCUUUAAUUCAUCAGUUUAACAUGGAUUUGAUUGGAUUUAUGGAUAUAUCUUCUUAUGUUUCGAAGUGCAUUGCUCUGUGUCCACAGAUAUUCUAUUGAAAAAAAAUCUUGAAUCCUCUUUCUCUAUUAAUCUUUAUCUCUCUCUCUCUCUCUUUCUAUUUUUUCUCUUUCCCUCCCUCUCUUUCUCUAUCUUUUUCUCUCUCUCUCCCUCUCUCUCUCUGUAUUCAUCUCUGACUCUUCCAAAGUGAGGGAAACCCACACACAGGAGAGAGGAGAGAGAGAAAAUUCACUAUUUUGUUAGGCAGGUUGUGCAUUUAAAUUUUGGUUGUUUUUCAUCUCUCUCUGUCUGUUCAUCUUUCUGUUGUCUGUCUGUCCUUUUCUUUUUCAUCUUUCUCUCUCCCCCUUCUCCUUCUCUCUCUCUCUCUCCCUCUCUCUCUCUCUUACCUGACUUUUAUCUUUAUCAUUAUUAUUAGCGUUAUUGCCAUUAUUUAUGUUUUUAUUAUUAUUCUGAGCCUAAGUGUAUAUGAUUUUAUUUCUGUUGAGUGAAGUGUUUUACAAAUAAAUUUGUUUUUGGAUAAUAUUCACCUUUCUCCCUCUUACAAACAAACCACAUCUUCUCACCAUCAGCUUCACCAUCUCUCACUUUCUCUAUGUGUCACUGUGCUCACUAUUGAUACAUUUUGGUUUUUCAACUGGUUAUCAUUAAAUUUAAUAACCAAAGCUGGCUUCAGAUACCCAGCAGCGGCGACAAAGUAUCUUGGCCAAUGUUAUGGGGUGCUUUGGAGGUAAUCAGGCUAAAAAUGAUGCUGAUGAAGAUAAAAGAAGGAAAGAGGCCAACAAACGGAUAGAGAAACAAAUUCAGAAGGAUAAACAAGUUUACCGGGCCACCCAUAGAUUGUUAUUAUUAGGUGCCGGUGAAUCGGGUAAAAGCACAAUUGUAAAACAGAUGAGAAUAUUGCAUGUCAAUGGAUUCAGCGAAGAAGAAAAACGACAAAAAAUUGAGGAUAUCAAGAAAAAUAUUCGCGAUGCAAUUUUAACAAUCACCGGUGCAAUGAGUACAUUAGUACCUUGUGUUCAACUUGAAAAUCCUGAAAAUCAAUGGAGAGUCGAUUAUAUCCAAGAUUUCGCAAGUCAACCUGAUUUCGAUUAUCCUCCUGAAUUUUAUGAACACACCGAGAUUCUUUGGAAAGAUAGGGGAGUUCAACAAGCAUAUGAACGCUCUAAUGAAUACCAACUUAUCGAUUGUGCAAAAUAUUUUUUAGACCGAGUUCACAUUAUAAAGCAACAAGAUUAUACACCAAAUGAACAGGACAUUUUAAGAUGUCGUGUUUUGACAUCAGGAAUAUUCGAGACCAAAUUUCAAGUCGAAAAAGUUAAUUUUCAUAUGUUUGACGUCGGUGGUCAAAGAGACGAGAGGCGUAAAUGGAUUCAAUGCUUCAAUGAUGUCACUGCCAUUAUUUUCGUGACAGCCUGCAGUAGUUAUAAUAUGGUGCUUAGAGAAGACCCAAAUCAAAAUAGGUUGAAAGAAUCUCUGGAUUUGUUUAAAAGCAUUUGGAAUAAUAGAUGGUUAAGGACUAUAUCUGUCAUCCUAUUUUUGAAUAAACAAGAUCUACUAGCAGAGAAAGUUAAAUUAGGAAAAUCCAAGAUUGAAGAUUAUUUCCCUGAAUUCACCCGAUAUCAGGUUCCGCCUGAUGUUUCAGUUGCAAUUGAGCCAGGAGAGGAUCCGGAAGUUGCAAGAGCCAAGUAUUUUAUAAGAGAUGAGUUUCUGCGUAUAAGCACCGCAAGCGGAGAUGGAAAACACUACUGCUACCCUCACUUCACAUGUGCUGUUGAUACUGAAAAUAUUCGCCGUGUAUUUAAUGAUUGUCGUGACAUUAUUCAGAGAAUGCAUCUUCGCCAGUAUGAGCUAUUGUGAUGUAUUGCCAUCAUGUUAAAAACGAAAGACUAAAGAAAUUUUGUACAUAUAUUUUUCCUUCUGUCCGUCUAUUCUCCUGCUCUCUAUCUUUUCUUGCGUUCUUUUUACCUCCUUUUCCUCUCUGUCUCUCUUUCGCUCUAUUCAUAAAUCUAUCUCUAUCUCUUUCUUUCAACCAAAACAACAAACCAAAUCUACGUCAUUUUUAGAGGAAGUGACCGUGCCCAUGGAUGUAGGAGACAAAUUGUUUUAAGCGCUCUACCAAAAUAACCAGGGGCUACAACAAAAAGCACAAUCUCUCAUCUUUAUUACCACUCCAAAAGAAACAUUACAAAAUAUCAAUUUUUUCCCCAAUUUUCAAUCCAGUUAUAGAUUUCACAAUUCUUUAUCCUUUGUUUUAAGUCAAAACUACCUUUUGCAAACUAAAAAAAAGUUUUAUGUUUCUUUUAGAAUGGUAUGUACAGCAUUAUCUCCAUCCUUUCUUUCAUUCUCUCUCUUCCUUUGUCACCUAAUCUUUCAUUCUUGAAACAUCCUCUCAGCUCAUCUGACAACAUUAGUGAACCUCUUCAUACGAAAAUUAGUCUGAGAAAAAAAACAAACACGAGAAAUAACACAGAUUUUACCUACAUUCAUCAUCAAAAUGGAAUGAAGAAACAGACGCUAAAUGGAAAUAAAAUUUAACCGAAUUGGUAGCCACAAUGUGCAAUGUCAAUUGAUUAAUCUGUUUCUUUUUUAUCACUCUCGCUCUCGACUCUUUUCCGGAAUAUUUUUUUGUUUCUGUUCUCCAUAAUUCGUCCUUUCAACAAUGAUGCAUUUUUACCAUGAAUUACAAGCAUUUCACUCUUGGACUUUACCAUCAUCGCCCAUUUUAAAAGCAGAAUCAUUGAAUUGUGAUUCCAUUCUCUGGAUAAUGAUUUGUUCAUAUUGACAACUCUUUUUUUACCGUUGAAGCAAACUAAAUUGUCAGAAGUCUUCAAAUGUCAACGAGCAAGAAAAUAAGCAAUCCAAAUAUCAAAGCCAAGGAAAACUGUAGCAUUAAAUUGUAUCCAUCAAACAUCACUUGUAAAUCUUGAGUUAUACUUGAUUACCAACGAACAGAGAAAGAGGAGGAAAGAAAUGGAGAAAGACAAUUUCAACUAAUUUCGGUUAUUAUUGAAUUAACAUGGCUGAAUGAGAGCUUCCAAUUGAGGAAGGAACCCUUGAAUUUUAGUUUAAAAGAAAGGGAAUCCUGGUUAAUCAUGGUAAUCACUAUCCCAUGAUAUUACUUUCAUUUUAUGCUUCCUUAAAGUAAUUAAGAUGUGGCAACUUUAUCAGCAAAAAGUAUCUACAUCAUCAACUCGAUUAUUCAACAAUUUGAAACCAAAAAAUCACCAUCAAUGUGUCAAUUUACACCUUCAUUAUGGAACAUUGGUUUGUUUUCAGUGUGAAACCUGAAAAUCGAUGAAAUCAGCCUGCAAAAUGAGUUUGGCAAAUUUGAAAGGAAAGAGGAAAGAAAGAAUUUUUUUAUACAUAUAUUUGUGAGAAUAAGAAUGAGCAAGAAGCCGAGUAUUUGUCAAAUCUCACUGAUUUUUCAUUAAUUAAAUUAUACAAAUAGCUAAAUAAUAUUGGCAACUUUAAACGCACCUUCAACCAACCGUUUGACCGACAAUAACUCAACAGUGAAGCAAGACAAAAAACAAUGAAACUUCGGAAUAUUUGGGCCAUCGAACCAUCGCCAGCAAAUAGAGACAUUUACAUAAUUGUGACUCAAAACGACAUUAAUACUAGAUCAACACGAAAACAUUACAAUUAUGUAAGCUUCUCGUCUUUUCUUUCUUUGUCACUCUUUCUCUUCUCGAUCAUUAUCUUGUGGAAUCCAGAUGCAGAUGGAUAUGAAACUGAAGAGUCCGUUCUUCGCCCAUCAAACAGUUGUUAACCAUCAAUGGAUUAUGUAUUGAACCCAUUUUCUGUUUCUUCUUAUUCAGCUUCCCAUUUUGUUAUUCAUUGCAAUAUAUUGUUUCUUCUUCUCUUCUUCGUCUUCUUUCCUCCUUGAAGCUCUGAAUGGUCAACAACAGCCAAUGGAAUGUUAAUUCUUUGUUCAUUAGAGCCUGUGUCAACUCACAAUUUAUACUUUUAACCCGUAAAUUAAUUAAAAACUAAUUGUGAUUGUUA
Molecule: messenger RNA, 4342 nt
Organism: Tetranychus urticae (two-spotted spider mite)
Lineage: Eukaryota; Metazoa; Arthropoda; Arachnida; Trombidiformes; Tetranychidae
Gene: Galphas
Product: G protein alpha s subunit
Biological process (GO): sensory perception of chemical stimulus; adenylate cyclase-activating dopamine receptor signaling pathway
Cellular component (GO): heterotrimeric G-protein complex; cytoplasm
Molecular function (GO): GTP binding; G-protein beta/gamma-subunit complex binding; GTPase activity
Source: RefSeq, a predicted model, not a curated record